UUUGGGAAUCUUGAAUUUUUGGCCUUCUUCUUUGUUUUCAGCUCUGCACACCUCGAGCUCAGCACAGCGUCUAAUCUGUAUCUAAAGAGCUCAUUUGCUGGGGUUGUAUCAAGUCUUGGACUGGCCGUAACCACGGCGCUAAGGAUGUUACUGCAAAACUAGCGCCGGUUUGGACGCUGUUCCUCUGUUUCUCUUUCUGUUCAUAUAUACCAUCAUCGAUCCAAUCAUAUCAUAUCUCAAUCAUAUCUUAAAGAAUGUCUUCCUCGACCCCUGAAGUCUGGCGACCAGAAGAUACAGUACCCCCAGUUCCAGAAACCCCAGGAUCGGAAAUAUUCCGACCUGACAUCCUGGAUGAAAUCGAGAAGAAGAUCGAAGAGAUGAGCAAGGAGCUCAAUGUGCUUAGCUUGGAUAUCCACGCUCAUCCUGAGUUGAAAUACGAAGAAGCACGAACUCACGACGUUCUAACAUCCUUUAUGUCUGAGCAUGGGUUCAAAGUCGAAAAACACUACCUCCUACCGACGGCUUGGCUUGCAACAUAUAAGCAUGGCUCAGGCGGAAGGACCAUCGGGGUGAACUCUGAAAUGGACGCUCUUCCCGGCGUUGGCCAUGCAUGUGGACACAACCUUAUCGCUAUCUCGGGUGUUGCAGUAGCUUGCGCAAUGAGGGCGGUUCUUGAGCAGUUCAAUAUUUCUGCUACCAUUCAGUUGUUAGCUGAGGAAGGUGGGGGCGGAAAAAUCAAGUUACUAGAGAAAGGCGCGUACAAGGAUAUGGCUGCUUGCCUUAUGUGUCACCCAGCACCAGGCCCGAAAGGAUCCGUAAGCUUAUCCGGUAGCCUUGCUAUUCAGCAACUGACCGUAGAGUAUUUUGGACACACUGCCCAUGCGGCUCUUUCUCCUUGGGAAGGCAUAAACGCUCUCGAUGCCGCAGUCUUGGCUUAUAACAAUAUCUCCGCACUUCGUCAACAACUGAGACCUACGGCUCGGGUGCAUGGAAUAUUCGAAGGAAAAGAUUGGGCUGUUAAUGUCAUUCCGGAUUAUGCAAAAUACAUAUGCUACAUCCGAGCUCCCAACGUGACUGAACUGGAUGAUGUCGUAAAACGGAUAUUGCCUUGCUUCCCCGCUGCAGCACAAGCCACUGGAUGCGAAUAUAAACUCACUUUGGCUGAGAAAUUGACGGAUAUACAUCAGAAUAAGGCACUCGGGGAAGAAGUAGCGAGAAUAGUCAAAAGCCGAUAUGGUGGAAUUGAUUUCGUUUGGGGCAUUGCACAUGCCUCUACGGAUUUUGGGAAUGUAACUUACGAAUUGCCUUCGUUGCAUCCCGGGUUUGCUAUCCCCACUGUCCUUAAUGGCGGGAACCACACCCGGGAUUUUGCAGCAGCAGCGGCAACUGCAACUGCCCACCAAGCGUGCUUGGAUGUAUCUAAGGCACUGGCUGCUACGGGUAUCAGGGUGCUGAUUGACGAUGAAUAUUUUGCUGAGGUGAAAAAGACGUUUGAAGAGCGACAAAGGUUUUGAACAGUCUCAGUUCGGACGAAGUCACAAGACUAUGGAACGCUUCCAAACUUGAACGAUAUCUAGU
Lentinula edodes (shiitake mushroom) is the source of this 1578-nucleotide messenger RNA. RefSeq lists its product as uncharacterized. The record is from RefSeq and is a predicted model, not a curated record. NCBI's taxonomy places the organism in Eukaryota, Fungi, Basidiomycota, Agaricomycetes, Agaricales, Omphalotaceae. Gene Ontology annotation, molecular function: dipeptidase activity. The transcript is spliced from 13 exons. The coding region runs from base 255 to 1514 and encodes 419 amino acids.